Messenger RNA from Lichtheimia ornata, 2613 nucleotides. RefSeq lists its product as uncharacterized. The record is from RefSeq and is a predicted model, not a curated record. NCBI's taxonomy places the organism in Eukaryota, Fungi, Mucoromycota, Mucoromycetes, Mucorales, Lichtheimiaceae. The coding region runs from base 1 to 2613 and encodes 870 amino acids. Gene Ontology annotation, cellular component: endoplasmic reticulum membrane. The transcript has 9 exons. Gene Ontology annotation, biological process: ERAD pathway. Gene Ontology annotation, molecular function: protein binding.
AUGUCAGGCCAUUGGAAAACUUGGCUACUGUUAUCGAUAGCAUUAUUUCAACUCUCGAGCAAUGUCAUAGGCGAUCCUCUGUAUACCCCUCCUGGUAGCGAUCCUAAACGCAAGGAACUCCUUUUACGCCGAGCCCUCAAUUACGAGAUAUCUCAAACGACAGCCGAUGACAGUAAUACAGAACCCAAAGAAAAAGGUGAACUACUUUAUCGAGUUGCCCUCCAACACCUUGAAGCGAUCGAUCAGUCAUCAGCACCCUCUGCAGACGACACACGAAGGAUAGACAACAAUAACGACGACGAGCACAGCAUUCUCGAUACAGCAUUAGCAUCGAUUCGCCUAGUAUCACAAGCUAUAUCCACUCUAUGGACGCCGCAUGAUGAAGAGACACACGUUGUCGAUGUCACGGAUCAACUCUUUGAGGAUGAAGAUCACCUACGACUGGCUAUGACAAUGCUUGAAAAAGCAGGAAACACAUAUGGCAAUGAUGAUGCUUUGUUUCUCUUGGCCGAGAUCAACUUUUUUGCAAAGUACAAGCAUCCUCGUGAUUAUAAGACUGCAUACAAGUAUUAUAUGGAUUUGGCAGCAGUUGGCAAUGCAACAGCACAAGAGAUGAUUGGAUUCAUGUACGCUACUGGUAUUGGUCAUGCUGUGGAACGGGAUCAGGCGCAGGCGCUUCUUUAUCACACAUUUGCUGCUCAUGGUGGCGACACAGCAGCUGAAAUGACAUUGGGUUAUCGGCAUUUACUUGGCAUUGGUACCGAACAGAAAUGUGAGGAUGCGGUCUAUUACUAUCAACGAGUAGCUGAGAAAGCCAUUCAACACUUUUUGUCUGGACCCCCUGGAGGACGCACACAACCCCCGCCCAAAGUACGAUUGUCGGAUGAAGCAGGUGGUGUUUAUGGAUAUGGUGCAAGUGCUAUGACAGACCGCAGACAAAGAUCCACAGGUGCAGGCUCCGAGAGAUCCGUUAGCAUUGAUGAAGUAUUACAAUAUUGGCGUUAUUUGGCCCAAACAAAAGGUGAUUUUGAAGCACAGCUUAUGCUUGGCCAAAUUUACUACCAAGGAACACGAAGCAUUGCACAAGACUUUAAGGAAGCCUGGUCUUUCUUUUUCCAGGUGGCUGACAGCUUACCUUCCAGCAUCACACAAGCCUUCAUCAACAGCAAACGUGGUCGUGCCAUUGGUCAAGCUGCUGGUUUCCUAGGUAAAAUGUGCUGGCGGGGUGAAGGUGGUCCUGUCGAUGUGGGAGCGGCCUACAAUUGGUUUGUGCUUGGAGCCGACUUGAAUGAUUCCAUCUCGCAAAAUGGGCUUGGUAUGAUGUAUCUUCAUGGUAUCCACGUGCCACAGAACCGUGAUAAGGCGAUUGAAUAUUUCAAGAAUGCUGCCGCUCAGGAUAAUCCAGAAGCUCAAGUCAACCUUGCGAUCGAGUACAUCAAACAUGAUACGACAUUGACACACGCCAUUCGUUAUUUCACACUUGCUGCUGAAGCAAAACACCCAUUGGCUCAGUGGUACCUUGCAAAGCUUCAUCAAAAUGGUGUUGGUCUUCCCAAACAAUGCCAGGUGGCAGUAUCGUAUUACAAAUCGAUUGCUGAAAGGUGUGAUUGGCUUCAUCCGGUGGUUGAAACAGCUUAUGCAGCAUAUGAAAAGGGUGAUCGGGAGAGUGCGCUGCUGUACUAUAUGAUUGCUGCCGAACAUGGCUACGAGAUUGCUCAAUCGAAUGUGGCGUACCUUUUGGAUAAUGACAAACGAUUAUUCAACAUCAAACAUCUGUUGGGGCUUGAAAAGACUAUGGAAAGGGAUCGCGACGCUGAAGAAUAUGCAUUGAUUUAUUGGUCUCGAUCAGCUAACCAAAACAACAUCGAUUCACGCGUCAAGAUGGGUGACUAUUACUUUCGAGGAAUCGGUACAGAAGUCGACUACGAGAAAGCAGCAACAUGUUAUCGAAUUGCAGCAGACAUUGAUCUAUCACCGAUGGCCAUGUGGAACCUUGGAUGGAUGUAUGAAAACGGUUUGGGUGUUACCAAGGACUUCCAUCUUGCCAAGCGUGCUUAUGACAAUGCACUUUCCACCAAUCCUGAUGCCUAUCUUCCCGUCAAAUUAUCAUUGAUCAAGCUAUAUCUACGCUAUUAUUGGGGCUGGAUUACGCGCACUGAAACUGGUCAAGAUUUGAUGUAUGAUGACACUCGACGAGCAUCCUCCAAUGAUGGCGAUGGUGAAAGUGGAAACGUUGAUGGCCCCGGAAUCGCUGUAGACCAUGAAGCACGUCGUCGAAAGGAAAUUGAAGCGUACGAAUACGAGCGUGCACACAGAGAGAUUGGUGCUGAGGAAGAACUACGUCGCAAAUACAGCAAGCAUAUGAAACGAUUGGAACGUGAGGAAGAUGAUAUGAUGGAUAUGGGUGCUGGAUACGAUCGUGAUCGAUACUCGGAUAACGAAGACGAUGACGAUGAUGAGUAUUCGGAAGAAGAUGAAUUAAUCGAGAGCCUGAUGAUUCUUGGCUUGUGCAUUCUUGUCGGAUGGCUUGUUUAUAUGCGACAAUUCCGUUUUGGAAACAACAAUAACAACAAUAACAACAAUCCUGCAGCUGAUAAUACACGAGAUCACUAA